UUAUCGACUUUAUUCCAUUUGAGAUGCUACCAUGAAACGCUUUAGCUGUCUCGUUAUUAAUAUUUUUUUAAUCGCAUCAACCACGGUAUCGUGUCUUGUUACCAAUCAGAUAAGCUCUCGGGAAACCGUAACGGAAGAAUCGGUGAGGGAAGUGGCUAAAGAUUCAGGUGAUGGGAUAAAAGUAGACGAUAAAAGUCAGAUAUAUAACGAUGUGAUACAAUCCUUGAAGAAUCAAAACUGGACGGACGAGGAACAGCUAUGUGUGGAACAGAUUAAUCGAAUGGUUCGAGGACUCCAGAACUUCACACUUUGGGCUGUUUGGGUAUGGGACACCCAAACAUCGGAACCACAAGGUCAACUAUUCGCAAAUAAGUAUCAAUUAGGAAAUUUCGAUCAGUGCAUGAACGCUCCAUGGACGGAUUCGCACGACGAUUUGCACAUGAAAUACUGCCUCGUUGACAUCGUUCUAGAGAGGCCAGAUAAUGGCCACAAGCAGAAGCUGAACAAACCGUUCUCCCCUUAUCAGUCAGCUAUAGAUUUUAUAGAGUAUCACCCUCCCCACACGCGUCCUCUUAACGAGUUAACAUGGGGAGUUUGCACUCCAGUUUCCUGUCUGCCCAGCACGAUUGAGAAAUUGAUGGCCGUGAUGCUGGCAAGAAGUCAUCUCGGUGCAGCCGGUCUGAAAGCGAGGAUUGCAGUUAAUGAAAAAUGUCAAACCAAUGAAGAUCAGAGUUACGAUGGAUUGUUUCAUUCUUUUGUGAUUUUAAUGGGCUCCUUAAUUUCGAUUUGCUUAGUGUGCACUUAUUACAACUGUACAAGGCAACUUGAAUCUAAUUCAGCAAGUUCAAAUUUAAUCAGAGCGUUUUGCAUGAACGAAAACGCUUCUGACCUAUUGAAAAUGAGAAAAGACGGAUCUGAAGUAAUUUACGGAAUCAAAUGGCUAACGAUGUGCUUGAUAGUUGUGGAUCAUCAAAUCGGUAUUGGUAAUGCGGGUCCCAUCAGCAACGGACUGACCUCAGAUAAUAUAAUUCAAUCUUUUUUGGGACUAUUUAUUCUACACGACGAUUUAUUUGUGGAUACGUUUUUUCUUUUAUCUGGCUUCCUAACUAUUUCGUCUUUCGCAUCACUGAAAAAGCUGCCGAACCCGCUUAUAGUGAUCUUGAGAAGAUAUAUCAGGCUCGUAGCAGCACUUUCAGUGGUAGUGUUCUAUGUUUCUGCUGUAUAUCCUUACACCGGCACCGGCCCAUUGUGGAACAAAGCAAUCACUGCUGAAACAGAAGCAUGCCGUAAGAACUGGUGGCUUAAUCUACUCAUGAUCAGCAAUUAUGUUGACACCGAAAAUAUUUGCAUCGUAAUAUCCUGGUACAUUCCGUGCGACUUCCACUUUUUCUUGGUCACAAUUAUUGGAUUUUUUUUAUACAAGAAGUACCCGAAAAUAGGCGUUAUCACCGGAGGAGUAUUAUUUGCGGUCGCACUAUUGAUACCGGGCAUCAUGACGUACAUGUACCAGUUGGCUGCAGUACAACUGUUUACUAUUGAGUUUGUGAUGAACCCACGCGCGAAUGAAGAUUUCCAUCUGCUGUACAUCAAGAGUCACGCGCGUUUCGCUUCAUAUCUCGUCGGCGUAUUCGGUGGAUUUAUCUUCGUGAAAUACAAAGCCGAAGGCAAACUAAGUACCAUAUCGAAGAAAUGGUCUGCCUUCGGUACAAUAGCAGCGCUCACCUUGAUGCUGGCUGUGAUGAUGUAUGGUAGUACAUUUAUCUGGCGCGAAUACCAGCCGUUAGAGAGCGCAAUAUAUGCUGCAUUCAACAGACCGGUCUGGGCGUUUGGAGUAGGAUUACUCGUUAUGUGUUGUUCGUUUGGACAGUUGCAAAUAGUGAAAAGUUUCCUCUCCUGGUACCCGUUCGUCCCCCUCAGUCGGCUAACGUAUGGCCUCUAUCUAACUCACACCAUCAUAAUUAUGCGAAACGUCUUUGUCACCAGGAAUCCACGGCACAACGAUUAUUUUGAAAUCCUAAGCAGCUCAGCCGGUACCGUGUUUUGGGGAAGUAUCUCCGCUUUACUUCUUUGGCUACUAGUAGAGGCACCUGUUAAUAAAUUAUUCACCUUUUUAAUCAGUUCAAAAAUUAAUAUAGAAACUGUCGAAGAGAAUCAACACCCGACACAAUCGAAUAACUCCACAUCCGUUGAGAUCAGCAACACUGGACACCUACGAGAUAAUUUACCGACAAGGAUUCAUUUCACAUCUAAAAUAUAAAUGUAUUCAGUUAAUACAAUAAAACCAGCUUUAAUUA
Messenger RNA from Bombyx mandarina (wild silkworm), 2294 nucleotides. RefSeq names its product nose resistant to fluoxetine protein 6. Lineage: Eukaryota; Metazoa; Arthropoda; Insecta; Lepidoptera; Bombycidae. Gene Ontology annotation, molecular function: acyltransferase activity, transferring groups other than amino-acyl groups. The record is from RefSeq and is a predicted model, not a curated record.